Molecule: messenger RNA, 3459 nt
Organism: Exophiala oligosperma
Lineage: Eukaryota; Fungi; Ascomycota; Eurotiomycetes; Chaetothyriales; Herpotrichiellaceae
Product: chitin synthase 2
Exons: 3
Coding region: 380-3148 (922 amino acids)
Cellular component (GO): cell septum; cell periphery
Molecular function (GO): chitin synthase activity
Source: RefSeq, a predicted model, not a curated record
CGAAGCCCUCCUGCGAUUCAUCUCAAUCACAAAGUCACUCACUACUUACAGCAGUACUCCGUACAGAGGUAUCACUAUCCAAUCCCUCUUCCCAAGCGUACGAGUCCGAAUACCUUGGUAGCACAGGAGUCUUCAUCCCCGCGGUCCACUUCCAAGUCCGGCCGCAGGAGUAAACAGAGAUCUCCACGUAAUUCACCACUCAGCCCCUUCGAAACCUCUUGCAAAAAGAUCUUCGAUUGCGCGGCCAUCUGGAGCAGUGUCAUCUUGGAUCAAACCCUCUCUCAAACAUCGCAUAUCGUAACCACCGUCGCAUUCCAUUCCUUGGACACAGGCCACUGUCGCCUGGGCAUACUCCCUCCUUUCCUCCAUCUCGCCUGCCAUGGCGUACAACCGACUCGGUAGUCCGCAGCGAGACGGGCCGUAUUCUCCGUCGGCCAACCCUCAAUACGAUUCCCGAUCGCCCUCACCUGGGCGGCCCUUGCAAGCAUAUACACAUCCUGAGGAGUUCUACUCGAGACAACUACAACCUCUACAUUUGCAAAUGCCAACAGCGUCCAAUGACCGACUGGCAAUGCAGCCGACAUAUUCGGUAGAAAAUAUCCAUAACUCACAAGGCCACAACCAGCAGUAUGAACAGCAGUAUCCUGCGGCGGGAGACAUGGGGUAUGGUAGGAAUGAAUAUAUCGUGUCGCCAGAGGAACACCAUGAUGCAUACUACAACCAGACCUACUCCCCCCACCCACAAGGCGAUUAUGCGUUAGAUCCAUACCCAACUCCUGGCGAACCCUACCGCGGCGAUCAUGAUACUGCACCUAUUCUACAGCCAGAUUCGGCGUAUGGUCCUGAUCCUCAUUCUCAACCUGGCAUGGACUACGAGGGAUAUCAUGACGAACCUCGCCCAACGCCAUCCCCCGCACCGAUCCGUAGAUGGAAGACCGUGAAGGAGGUGCAACUGUUCAACGGCAAUCUCGUCCUCGACUGUCCUCUGCCCCCAAAACUACUCGCCCAAGUCCCCCAUGCGCAACCACCUGAGAGAGACGAAUUCACGCAUAUGAGAUACUCGGCAGCCACUUGUGACCCUGCAGAUUUCUACAACGAACGAUUUACCCUCCGUCAGAGGCUCUUUGCAAAGCCUCGACAGACCGAGCUUUUCAUCGUUGUGACGAUGUACAAUGAGGAUGAAUUCCUGUUUGCACGGACAAUGAUCGGUGUCUUCAAGAAUAUCGAAUACAUGUGCAACCGUACGAGCAGCAAGACCUGGGGCAAAGAAGCGUGGAAGAAGAUCGUAGUUUGCAUUGUCAGUGAUGGUCGUGCGAAGAUCAAUCCUCGAACCAGAGCAGUCUUAGCUGGUCUAGGUGUGUACCAGGACGGCAUUGCCAAGCAACAGGUCAAUGGAAAGGAUGUCACGGCACAUAUAUACGAAUACACGACGCAAGUAGGGCUAGAACUCAAAGGCACGCAGGUGUCGUUGAAGCCCAGAUCGGCCACGCCUGUACAAUUACUCUUUUGUUUGAAGGAGAAGAACCAGAAAAAGAUCAACUCUCAUCGAUGGUUCUUCCAAGCCUUUGGCCGGGUACUGGACCCCAACAUCUGCGUGCUAAUCGAUGCCGGAACCAAACCUGGUAAGGAUUCGAUCUAUCAACUAUGGAAAGCAUUCGACUUGGAACCGAUGUGCGGCGGAGCUUGCGGCGAAAUCAAGGUCAUGUUGGAUCAUGGUAAAAAGCUCUACAACCCCCUGAUUGCCACACAAAACUUUGAAUACAAGAUGUCAAACAUUUUGGACAAGCCACUCGAGUCAGCUUUUGGUUUCAUCUCUGUGCUUCCUGGUGCCUUCUCAGCAUAUCGCUAUGUGGCUUUACAGAACGACAAGAAUGGUGAAGGACCUCUUGAGAAGUAUUUCAAGGGCGAGUUCAUGCACGCUGAUGCAGGCGUCUUCACUGCCAACAUGUAUCUUGCCGAGGAUCGCAUUCUCUGUUUCGAGCUGGUCAGCAAGCGAAACUGUCGCUGGAUUCUACAAUACGUCAAAUCGGCCACAGGCGAGACCGAUGUCCCUGACAAAAUCCCCGAGUUUGUUUUGCAACGACGACGAUGGCUCAAUGGUUCGUUUUUCGCGGCGGUCUACGCUGUUGCACACGUGUACCAGCUUUGGCGCAGUGAUCACAGUGCCAUACGGAAGUUCAUGUUCUUGAUCGAGUUCACCUACCAGACAAUUAACAUGUUGUUUGCUUGGUUUGCUAUUGGCAACUUCUUCCUGGUUUUCCGACUCCUUACCGCAUCCCUGGGAUCUCCUGGACCUCUCGGAAACGCAGGAACCAUUCUUGGUGUCGUCUUUGAAUUUAUCUACCUCGGAACUCUUCUCUACUGCUUCAUCCUUUCCAUGGGCAACCGGCCGACCGGGUCCAAAAAAUCCUACCUGAUGAUGGUUAUCUUUUGGUCACUUCUCAUGUGCUGGUUGACUUUUGCCUCGAUCUUCCUGACGGUCAAGUCGAUCCAAAAUGAAGUCCAGCAAAAGGACUUUAGUUUCUCCACCAUUUUCAACAACAGUACGUUCUUCGGACUGAUCGUUUCUCUGGCAAGCACGUACGUCCUUUGGUUCGUGGCGAGUUUUCUGUUCUUCGACCCGUGGCACAUGUUCACUUGCUUCCUUCAGUACCUGGUUCUUACCCCGACCUACAUCAACGUGCUCAACAUCUACGCCUUCUGCAAUACUCACGACAUAACAUGGGGUACCAAAGGCGACGACAAAGCCGAGAAGCUCGAAAGUGUCACGGUCAAGGCCGAUGGUAAGCUUGAUGUGGCCAUUCCACAGGAUGACGGGGAUUUGAACGCCCAAUACGAUGCCGAGUUGCAGAAAUUCGCAGGCAAGCCUCCAAAGGAAGUCAAGAAGAUCAAUCCAGCGGACAAGCAGGAAGAUUACUACAAGUCUUUCCGAAGCAACGUUGUUACGGCAUGGAUGGUCACCAAUUUUAUAUUAGUGGCGGCAGUCUUGAACACGGCAGGAUUUGAUAGAAUCAACACGGACAAUACGGAGCAACAGAACUCGACCAUCUACCUGGCGGUUAUCCUGUGGUCAGUUGCCGGUCUGUCAUUAUUCAGGUUCAUUGGAGCUUGCUGGUUCUUGAUAGUGAGAUUGUUCCGUGGAGUAUAAUCAGAUCCGUCAACAGGAUGAUUUAUGAGCAACGAGGAACACAACACACAUUGGGGGAGGGUUGAUGGUGGAUGGGCUCUAAAAAGCCUCGGCGUUUUGGUUGGGUAGGCUACCAAUCUGGGUGACUCUUUGGCUAUAAUCCUAUGUUCGUUGUAACAACCAUCUGCUUGGCAUGAUACCCUGUGUACCUUUAUGUACGAAAAGAAAAACAAAUUCUUACUCGAGAUCGUGGAUAAUCCGUCAGACGUUCUGGCACGGAAGAAGAAAUGACGAUGACGAAGUACCUAGGGUAGAUAUGUACUCUUGUAAUG